Aspergillus novofumigatus IBT 16806 is the source of this 1810-nucleotide messenger RNA. Its product is annotated as DUF3431 domain-containing protein. The transcript is spliced from 3 exons. The record is from RefSeq and is a predicted model, not a curated record. Bases 303 to 1337 code for a protein of 344 amino acids. Lineage: Eukaryota; Fungi; Ascomycota; Eurotiomycetes; Eurotiales; Aspergillaceae.
UGAUCAUCGGCUGGUGGAAGCUGGCUCGACGGAGUGCAUUCUUACUGAAUGCUCAUUUGUUUGAAUAUAAUAUUAAUUCUGUCAUGAUUAACGACCAGUAGCGCGCAAUCCUUUCGAACGUCUUUACGCAAUUGCAUCCACCCUCCAAUCCUGUGCCACUCCGCCGGAGAGCCGACUCUGCGCAUUCUCUUCAUCUGUUCAACACGCCGCGAUGGUCGCUGCUCCAUGCUGCUGAUACUAUUUCUGUCAUCAGUAAUUGCGGAAUUGUCAUAAAGCCCCCAGAGUCUCCUACGUCUACAACCAUGCUGUUCUUCGGCGGCGGAGUCCAGAGCCCCCGCCGUCGCAAUAAGGAAAAGGCAAUCUUCGUCACCAUUGUCAUCGUCUACGCUCUAUAUUUUCUGUUCUUUGCGAAAAAUUCCACGGACCGGGAGUCGGCGGCGGCGGUUCAUAAUGCGAUACACGAUGAGGGUGCGAAUCGGGACUCGCGUUCGGGGCAGGCAUCCCCGUCGCACGACAACAAGAGGAUCGAGAAAGAUAUGGUGGUCGCGAGCAUGAAGAGCGAUAAUACCUCAUGGUUGUUCGAGAAUUUCCCAGACUGGCAUAAGAGUGUCUACGUGGUCGACGAUAAGCGCGCGGAGUUGAUCGUGGCGCAGAACAAAGGGCGGGAGUCCAUGGUAUAUUUGACAUACAUUAUUGAUAAUUAUGACCAUCUGCCCGACGUGAUACUUUUUAUCCAUUCGCGGCGCUAUCAGUGGCAUAACGACGAUCCCUACUACGAUGGAGUUCCAAUGCUCCGUCGUUUCCAAGUGCCUUAUCUGCAAAAACAAGGCUAUGUCAAUCUGCGCUGUGCGUGGACUCUCGGAUGUCCGGCGGAGAUCCACCCGCACACAGAUACGCACCGUGACGACGUGCAUGCGGGGGAGUAUUUCAAGAACGGCUUCAUGGAGCUGUUUCCUGGGGUUGACGUACCGGACGAGGUUGGAGUGUCAUGCUGCGCGCAGUUUGGAGUCACAAGCUGGAAGGUCCGCGAACGGCCCAAGAGUGACUAUGUGCGGUUCAGAAAAUGGUUGUCGGAGACGCCCCUCAAGGAUGACCUAAGUGGACGGAUUAUGGAGUACUCGUGGCAUAUGAUCUUUGGCCAGGGACCAGUGCACUGUCCCACGGCAGAAGAAUGCUAUUGCAAGGUGUUCGGUUUAUGCGACUUGACAUGUCCGAAUGAGAGGGAAUGCGCUGGGCGCUAUGUGCUGCCACCCUACUCAACUCUUCCACAGGGUUGGCCGUACAUUGGUUGGAAGGGCCAGCAGCAAGAUCCCAGUACAGGACUUCCGGAGACCUAAGCUUAGAUUUGCUAUUGCUAUCUGAGUUAGCUCCGGACCUGCGUCGAGACCUCUGCUCUUGAGAAGCAGACUUCGCCGUACUGCCAUGACUGGCGGCUAGAGCAACGCUGCACCCGCUGAGAGCUAGAGCCUGCCUUUGGUUCGUUCUGGUUGUACUGGCUCAAAAUGGACGUGCCAGUCUAGGUCAACCAAUGGAACGUCCUCGAGCUUCUAGGGGAACUCGAUUGACAUGGCCCUGUCUCCGGUACAUCAUCUUCAAGGGCUGGAUUUGUCGUCACAGAUACGAUCGAUCUGAGAGAAGUGUGGUGUCACGAUCUCCCCUUCAACACCAUCAAAUGCGGGAACCACAUGGCUGUUCUGUACGAACCUGUGCGGCCUCACGAAUAAGUAUGAUGAUAGCUUUAUAAUAUCCUUCUCGAUGAUACCUAUUUUCUCUUUAUGAUAAGACAUAUACAUAACAAGUCAAAUACCAG